Molecule: messenger RNA, 264 nt
Organism: Daldinia childiae
Lineage: Eukaryota; Fungi; Ascomycota; Sordariomycetes; Xylariales; Hypoxylaceae
Exons: 2
Coding region: 1-264 (87 amino acids)
Source: RefSeq, a predicted model, not a curated record
AUGGUCAUCCCUCGAUCCCCAUCGCCAAGCCCAGGGCCGAAGCGGGAAGUCGCUCGAAUGUCGCGGGCUGAACUAGAACGGUUAGCUGGAGAGCGACUCGUCCAGUUGCAGGGAGAUGAUAAUAUUAAGGAAGAGCGCAAGCCUACUUUGAAAAGGGAAUUCAAAGAAGUCAUCGACUUGAGCGACAAGGUUAAGCGGCCCGUAAAGUUAUCUCGAAUCGCGCUGAAGAUACCAGAGGAAGUUAUUGAUCUGACGGAUGAUUAA